UUGUUAUUUAGUAAAACGUAAAUAAUCUAGUGCGAUGGUUGUACUUUUUAAGAGUUUUCUAGUACAAAGAUAGGUGUAAGUCAAGAUGGCUGAGAAGCCUGAGAAGGAUACUGUGAUCAGAACGCUGCUGGCAUCAGCUCCCCAGAACUCAUCACUCUCACAGCCCAGCACUCCAACGCAAUCACCACACAAGGCUGGUAAUUCAGGUGUCAUACACCCAUCCUUCCGUCGGCCAAGCUCAGCAUCACGACCCACUUCUCCACGUGCUCUGGGAUCAUCACACUCAGAAUCCGAUGCAGGAUGAAAGAACUCUGGAGAUCCACAUGCAAGGUUCACAUCAAUGCUCAGACUGGCCAGUGGGCAGGUACGGGAUGUAGAGGAAAGUGAGCCAGAUGUUGUGUUGAUGGAUCAUGCCUAUGCUCGGCCAUGGAAUUGGCGGCCAGAAGCUUCACAUGCUCGACCUAGGAAGAUGCUCUUUAUGACAAAAUCUUCUCGGCAAAACCGCAGCACUCAUAGCAGUUAUGAGGAAAUGAUUGACGUGGACUCAGAGCCUUCUCCUCCCCCCCCACUGCCCUACGAUCUGAAUAAGGCCCAGCAGGUGAUGAGCGAGUGUGAGCGCCAUGUUGUCUUUGCCCGUCUUGACCAGAUCAAGGCAGAGGUCCCCCACCAGGAGAAGGAGGCACCUGAGGAGGAGGAGGAGGACUGGGAAGAGAAGAUACCAAAGAUUGGAUGGACAGAACCACAGAUGGCCCUGUUUAGCAAAGUUGUACAGAUCCUUGACUCUGACAGGCUGGCGCGCCUCAGCCUCAAAGAUUCAGAUAAUGAACCCGUGAAGAGGAGGGCACAAGUUGACAAGACAGCAGCUAAGUUCAGACAAGCUUUAGCAAGGGUGAACUGGGACUCCAAGCUGACCCAGUGGCUUCACUCCAUCCUCCUCCAGUACCUGAGUCUUCCUUACCUGGCUGCUUAUCUUGACAUCCUCCAGACCCUUAAGUCCAAAAUUCCAACCCUGGUGGAUAAGAUGGUGGCCCUAAGCAGCACCCAUCGAGGGGCCAGCGUAGAGGCCCUGAACCUCCUGUUGAAGAGACCCUGGGACCCAGCUGUGCCCUCCCUCAAUCAGCACAAACCGCGUAAACUGGAAGGGUCCGCAAUCAUCAUUCAAGUUCCAAGUGGUCCCCCCUCGAGCAUCCCCCAAGCACCGCGGAGAAUACGCUUCUUCAAUGCGCAGCUCCACCACAUGGCCAAGACUGUUCCUGUCAUGAUUACACCAGAGAGCAAUGAUGCAAGUACUGUUCUGGAGCAAAUACUGUCUGAAGUGCGAGCACGGGUGGUGGAGUGCAAGAGCCAAUACCCCAACAGUCCAUCGUGCUGCUGGGCUGGGGCAUCGGGGCUGUCAUUGCGUGCCAUCAUGGAAAUGGUGUUGUUCCUGGAGCCAGCACUCUUCCAUGCACAUUAUGCUUAUGCACAUUACAUUCCACAUUUGUUUAUCAAUGGGAAUAAUGCUUUUAAGUGCAAAAUGAGUCAAAUCACACUCCCAAGAGAUUUAUGCACUAGUGGCAAGUCCUCUGUGUCACCCUGGCCUUCGUUCAUGAUGGUGUCCAUGCUAGAGAUGGUGACGGCAAACAUUUGCCUAGGGUUUCCAGUGACAGGUGCGACAGGCAAGCGAGGGGAAGCAGAUGACCCAUUACUGGACAUCCGUACCCCAACCCUCUUCAUCAUAGGAGAGAAGGCAUCAAAUGUCAGCGUGGAUGACAUGGAGGACAUUCGCAUGCGUCUGCGUGUGGAGACGGGGCUGGUAGUUGUAGGGGGAGCUGACUCACACCUGCGCCUCUCGUGCAGAAGCGGCACAUGGAAGGUCACACAGUCUAUGGUGGACAGGUGUAUUGUUGAUGAAAUUGGUGACUUCCUUUCACACCUGCUGAGUGAGAGCAGUGGCAGCUCAUCCUCAGUUUACAGCCCUUGCCCCUCCACAGCCACCAUGUGACUUCAUCCACUGUCUACCCACACUCCUCUGUUACCUCCUCCUUCACCAACCCCCUCCCUCCCAAGUCCCAACGCAAGGAAGGCACUCGCAAAAGGAAGACAUCCACAGGCAGUUCCCUAGAUGGCUCUGCACCUCCUUCCCCUGCUAAGAUAUCCAG
Molecule: messenger RNA, 2141 nt
Organism: Penaeus vannamei (Pacific white shrimp)
Lineage: Eukaryota; Metazoa; Arthropoda; Malacostraca; Decapoda; Penaeidae
Source: RefSeq, a predicted model, not a curated record